AUGACCAAAGUUCUUAGAUUCACCUAUACAAGAACACCAAGGAAAAGUUUCCCAUUUACCGAGAACGCCGAACCGAUGGAGCCAAAACCAAAACCUGUGCUUGUAAAACAAAGUACCACAAAUCAACUAAUCACUAUCAUAACACAAUCAAUCAGAAUUACCGAUGAGAAAGUUGUUGAGAUCUAUCAUCCUGACCCAACAAUCUAUUUAAUUUCAGGUUUUGGUUCAGUGGGACUAAAUGUUUCAAUUUAUAACCCAUUGACUCGUCAUGCCAGUAUUGUUGUUAAUGAUGAAUCAUACUCACAAAUUUCUGUAUUUAGUACUUUGCUACUCACACCACCAAAGAUUGUUUUCAUUUCUGGAUAUUUUUGGCCAGAUAAUUCUCUUCAUAAUUGUACAUUGAAUCACUAUGAUUUAGAAACAAAUUCGAUCAUAUCAACAUUCACUUUGCCCGUCGUAUCAGAGCCAGCAUUCUAUUUAUGGCAGACCGCUCAAUUAUCAUCGAAUCAGAGUCAAUUCUUUGUUGUACUAUCAAAAGGAAAUGGUAUUACAGAAUUACAGACAUUUAAUUUGGCUGACGGAUCACCAACAGGUUUCAGCGUAACACUACCUCAAAUUGGUUUCAGUGACCCCAGUUUGGUAAUUUCUGAAAUAUUAAUUGAUCCCACUUUACAAGUUACCUAUGUAUGGGUUGGAUUCCCUGGAGAAAUACCAGAUUUAUUAUCAACUGCCGAAAACAACAACAACAACAACUACGAAAAAGAUAAAAACAAUGAAAUUAAAGAUCGUCAUGACGAUUCAACAGUAUUAUAUUGUGUGGAUUUAAAUAGUGAAACAAUGACAAAGACACUCGAUCUUACAUCAAAAUUCCCUGAUGAAGCAGCAGGAUUUUCAUUAUCUGAUGGUAUCAUACAGCCAGAUGGUACGAUAGUUACAUAUGGUAUACCACUUGUCAAGUCAGCUUACUGUUUACCUGCAGUUAUGACGUUUGACCCAACAACAGGUUCAAUAAGAAUUGGUGACAUAUUGGAAAUAUAUGAAUCUGGUUUUUAUGCUGGAGCAACUCAUGAUAAUGUAAUCUAUAUGUUGAUUAUUGAUAUCCAAGGUCCUCUUCCAGCUGGUUUAACAUUGAUUGGAUAUAAUAUAACUAGUAGUCAAUUCGUUUUAAAUGUGCCCGAUUCAGCUAUUCCAUCAUUUUAUGAUUUAAUCAUUAUUUAA
Molecule: messenger RNA, 1218 nt
Organism: Heterostelium album PN500
Lineage: Eukaryota; Evosea; Eumycetozoa; Acytosteliales; Acytosteliaceae
Exons: 4
Coding region: 1-1218 (405 amino acids)
Source: RefSeq, a predicted model, not a curated record